This is a messenger RNA of Folsomia candida, 2001 nucleotides long. RefSeq names its product short-chain dehydrogenase TIC 32, chloroplastic. The coding region runs from base 438 to 1388 and encodes 316 amino acids. The record is from RefSeq and is a predicted model, not a curated record. The transcript is spliced from 3 exons. NCBI's taxonomy places the organism in Eukaryota, Metazoa, Arthropoda, Collembola, Entomobryomorpha, Isotomidae.
CAAUUAAAUGUGCUUAUUAUCAUGGCCAAAGUCUAGAACACGUACCAUUCAACCAGUUUUGUGCCAGUCAUGGUCACCUUCUUAUCGACAUCGUCCUCAUCAGGUAGAUGUACAAAUGUGGUCUGUGGUCAGUUGUAGAAAUUUGUGACCACAGUCAGUUCGAGAUAGACUGUCUUCCAGGCAAUAAAUAUUCAAUAGUGGUCACACGAUCAGUUAUAUAUCUAACAAAGCUACAUUUCUUAUCGUGUGAAUAGUGGUCAGUCAGUUAUAUAGUCAGUCUGUGCAAUACUUUACACCCAGUCCCCAACAACCAAUUUGCAAAUAUUUAAGCUCAAAGCUCUCGCUUCAAUUGGGAUUCUUGGGAAAUUUAAGGGUAAAGUCAAACCAAGCCCUCUGUAAUUCACCAGUCAAUCAAUCUUUUAAACAAUUUGCCGAAAAUGGCAUCAUCGAGUAGGCGCAGACCUGAGCACUUUUCGACCAAGGAUAUUCCCUCGCUGACGGGAAAAAUCGCCCUUGUCACCGGCGCCACGGGAGGACUCGGGUUUGAAACUGCGCUCGCUUUCGCCACGGCUGGGGCCACCGUCUUGGUCGGAGGAAGGGACGAGACAAAGGGAAAAAACGCGGUCGAAAAGAUCAAGACCGUAUCGCCAAAUGCCAACGUCUCCUUCGCCAUGAUCGACCAGGCAAGUCUCGCCAGCGUUAAGAAGUUUGCAACCGAGUACAACGCAAAACAGCAGCCAUUGGACAUCCUCGUCAACAAUGCCGGAGUGAUGGGGCCCCCCACUCGACUGGAAACCUCGGACCACUUCGAAAUCCAAUUUGGCACCAACAAUUUGUCCCAUUUCGCUCUCACAGGGCUCCUGCUGCCCUCCCUUCGCCGCUCCACCUCUCCCCGCGUCGUCAACGUUUCCAGCAUCGCGGCGAAGUCGGCAAAACCCUUAAAUUUCGACAACCUGAACUGGACCGAGUCCUACGACCCUUGGUUAGCAUACAAGGUCUCGAAACUGAUCAACCUGCUCUUCACGUUGGAACUCCAGCGGCGCAGUGACCUUGGGUCAUGGGGAGUCACCGCCAUAUCGGCGCAUCCCGGCGUGGCGAAAACUGACCUCAUCGCGAACGGGCCAGGGAACGACACCUGGGUUGGGAGACUGAUCAAUUUCUUAAGCUAUUUCCUAGCGCAUUCAGGGGAAAGGGGCGCCCUGCCACAAAUUUACGCCGCCGUUUCGCCAGAUGCCGAGAAAAACGGGUACUACGGGCCAAAUGGGUGGUUCGAGAUGAAAGGCGAUGUCACCCAAGUGCCCAUCCCAGAGUUGGGAAAGGACGCCGAGGUGGCAGAAAAGUUGUGGGAGGUAUGCGAAGAGUUGACCGACGUUCAUUGGCCGAAAUAAUGAGUUAAAUGGCUUCAGACAACUAUGUAACUAAUCGAUAAGAAAUCAAAUGUAAGAGUGAGUGUAAGAUGAUACGAUUAUGAUGACACUGAGGUUAAUGAUGCAUGGAAAUUCGUGUCAUGUUUUUAUUAUUACCCUAAAUAUCAAUAUCUCAACGAUGCUCAGUAUUAAUUUUAGUGCGGAUGCUUAUCCAAAUUCUAAUGUAUCCAAAAAUAUGUUUAACGAAUUUAAAUUUAAAGUUGUAAUGGGUUCGUUUAAGUUCAUCAUGGUUUUUAAUUGUGUGCAAUUGUCUUGUGUCCCGAUAGUGAAAAUAAUCUAUUUUUCUUUAAGUUUAAUUGUAAGAAAUCAAAAUUUUCAAAAUUGCUAUUACCGUUCCACACUAUUACUCUGAAUUAAAUUUAGAAAGGUGAUAUAUAUGCGUGUUAUCCAUCACUUAUCGUCUUAUUACCUACAUAUUGUACAUACAUAUUACAUUAGAUCUGCAUUCUAAUAUGUUACUAAUGUAUUAACCACUGGUGUUCCUGGCUCUUUUAUGAUGGCAAAUUGUAUAUAAUAUGAUAUGAAAAAUUACUAGUUUCUUCUUUAAUAAAACAAAAAUUCUCAGUUUUUAAAA